Pseudogymnoascus destructans is the source of this 456-nucleotide messenger RNA. RefSeq lists its product as uncharacterized. The record is from RefSeq and is a predicted model, not a curated record. The transcript has a single exon. The coding region runs from base 1 to 456 and encodes 151 amino acids. Lineage: Eukaryota; Fungi; Ascomycota; Leotiomycetes; Thelebolales; Thelebolaceae.
AUGGAAGUAUCUCACCUCCCCCUCAUCCUUCCCUUUACUAACACUCACUCAAACAGCAAAUCCCUCCCCCAUCAUGAGUCGAUCCUUGUCGACUCCAUUGCCGCCAACGAGGAAGGAAAAGGGGUGAGGAGGGGUCAAAGGCGCCCCGUUAGGGCGAGGGCAUCGACGACUCAGCAAAACUCGCUGAGUCGUCGACACCUUACCGGCCUGACGACGUCGUUUUCGGGGUCACGCGGCGGCGAGGAGGGGAGGGGGGACAAAGGAAAAAAACAAAGGAGGGGGGAGGGUGGACUGGAAACACAACUCAUCGCCAUGAAGGCUUUCUUGUCGAUGUCAUACAGAAGGAGGGCGGGUUCUUACAUAUAUUUCCACUCGAAUCAAAGACAUUCUUCUUCGCGGACUCUCACGGUGAUCUCAAGCUGCGAGACUACUCACUGGAUCAGUUACACGGACUGA